Molecule: messenger RNA, 5679 nt
Organism: Mastomys coucha (southern multimammate mouse)
Lineage: Eukaryota; Metazoa; Chordata; Mammalia; Rodentia; Muridae
Gene: Alpk1
Product: alpha kinase 1
Exons: 14
Coding region: 1443-5141 (1232 amino acids)
Biological process (GO): protein phosphorylation
Molecular function (GO): protein serine/threonine kinase activity; ATP binding
Source: RefSeq, a predicted model, not a curated record
UGCUUCUACCUUUGACUAAUUGCAAACACCAUCGUUGUGAAUAUGAUUAUAAAGCGCCAUCUUUGAGACACUGCUUUCAAUUCUUUGGGGGUGCAUAUUCACAAGUGGAAUUGUUAGAUCAGAUAGUAAUUCUACUUUUAAUUUUCUUAAGGAAUACAAGGGUUCUAGCUUCUCCACUUCCUCCCCAACGCUUGUGAUUUUUCUCCUCAUAGUGGAUAUCCUAACAGAUGUGAGAUGAUAGCUCAUUGUGGUUUGGGUUUGGAUUCCUCUAAUGGUUAAUGGCAAUGAGGAUCUUUUUGUGUUCUUGUUCAUUUAUGUAUCUUCCAUGUCUGUUUAAGAACUUACUCAGUAUUUUAAAAUUAGGUCAUUUUUCUUGUGUGUUAUUGAGCAGCAGAUGCUCUUUAUAUAUUAUGGAUAUUAACUCCUUAACAGAGAUAUGACUUCUAAACAUCUUUCCCAUUUUGCAAGUCUUCAUUAUGCUGAUAGUAUCUUUUGGCACACAGACAGUUUUAAUUUUGAAUUUUCCUUUUUCUUCUAUUGCUUGUGGUUUUUUUUUUAAGAUUUAUUUAUUUCAUAUAUGUGGUUAUACUAUUGCUGCCUUCAGACAUAGCAGAAGACAGUAUCAGAUAACUAUUACAGAUGACUUGUGAGCCACCGUGUGGUUACUGGGAAUUGAACUCAGGACCUCUGGAAAAGCAGUCAGUGCUCUUAACCUCUGAGCCAUCUCUCCAGCCCUUGUUUGUGCUUUUGAUGUCUCACCCAUGCAGUGAUUUUUCAAGCCCAAAGUCAUGAAGCUCCACUCCUAUGUUUUUUUUUUUUCCCUAAAAGUUUUGUAGUUGUAAUUCCUACAUUUGAGCCUUUGCAUCAUUUUGAGGUAAUUUUUUUUGCAUAAAGGUAAAGGCCUAACUACAUUCUUUCGCCCUGUGGUCAUCCGGUUUCCCCAACAUCAUUUACAGAAAAAGAAUUGUACUUUUCUCCCUAAAUGUUUGCUUCACACUUGCUGAAAUUGCUUAACCACAGAUAUGGCGGUCUGCUCUGCAGCCUCUCCCCGGUCUGAACAUCCACAGAUAUGGCGGUCUGCUCUGCAGCCUCUCCCCGGUAUGAACAUCCACAGAUAUGGCGGUCUGCUCUGCAGCCUCUCCCCAGUCUGAACGUCCACAGAUAUGGCGGUCUGCUCUGCAGCCUCUCCCCGGUAUGAACAUCCACAGAUAUGGCGGUCUGCUCUGCAGCCUCUCCCCGGUCUGAACGUCCACAGAUAUGGCGGUCUGCUCUGCAGCCUCUCCCCGGUCUGAACGUUUGUCUACUAUGAUUUUUGAUUGCAAUAGGUCUGUGGUACCUCAGCCUUCAAGGGCCUUCUUUAUUGAGAAUCAAUGCCUCUCCUAGGUAAUUGAUCACCCUAGACCCAGGGAGACUCAAUUCAUCCCGGAGGGUGGGUAAUCGUCAUGAAUAAUCAAGAUGCCGUGGCUUCAAUACUGCAUGAGUGCAAGCAAGUGCUGGAUCGUCUCUUGUUGGAAGCGCCAGAUGUGUCUACAGAGGACAAGAGUGAGGACCAGCGGUGCAGAGCCUCACUCCCCAGCGAGUUAAGGACCCUGAUCCAGGAGGCGAAGGAAAUGAAGUGGCCCUUCGUGCCUGAAAGGUGGCAAUACAAACAAGCCAUGAGCCCAGAGGACAAAACAAACCUGCAAGAUGUGAUUGGCGCCGGACUGCAACAGUUACUGGCGGCCUUGCGAGCCUCCAUCCUUGUCCAGGACUGCGCUGCCGCCUCCGCUAUUGUCUUCUUGAUGGACCGGUUCCUGUACGGACUCGACGUCUCAGGAAAACUCCUGCAGGUCGCCAAAGGCUUGCACAAGCUGCAGCCCGCAACGCCCAUCGCCCCGCAGGUGGUCAUCCGCCAAGCCCGGGUCUCCGUCAACUCAGGGAAGCUGUUGAAGGCAGAGUACAUCCUGAGCAGCCUGAUAAGCAACAACGGAGCGACUGGUACCUGGUUAUAUAGGAAUGAGAGUGACAAGAUCCUGGUACAGUCGGUCUGCAUACAGAUCAGAGGGCAAAUUCUGCAGAAGCUAGGCAUGUGGUAUGAAGCAGCAGAAUUGAUAUGGGCCUCAGUCAUAGGAUAUUUGACACUCCCUCGGCCAGAUAAGAAGGGCAUUUCUACAUCACUGGGCAUACUGGCAGACAUCUUUGUGUCCAUGAGCAAAACCGAUUAUGAGAAGUUUAAGAAGAGCCCAAAGGUUAACUUGGCCUUGCUCAAGGAGUUUGACCACCAUUUGUUGUCAGCCGCGGAAGCCUGCAAACUGGCAGCUGCCUUCAGUGCCUACACGCCCCUGUUUGUGCUCACGGCUGUGAAUAUCCGUGGCACCUGUUUGUUGUCAUAUAGCUGUUCUGCUGACUGCCCUCCAGGAAUGAAAAGUAUGUAUCUAUGUGAAGCCAAAGAAGCUUUUGAGAUUGGCCUCCUGACCAAGAAGGAUGGCGAGCUGGUUAGUGGAAAGCAGGAGCUGCAUAGCUUCAUCAAAGCUGCGUUUGGCCUCACCACAGUGCACUGCAGACUCCACGGGGAGACAGAUGCAGUUAGAGCAGCAAGACAGCUGUGCAGUGACGCUAUGGGCAAGCUCUACACCUUCAGCAUUUCCCCCACAAGCCAAGACAGGGAAGCCCUGUCUCGGGAAAUCAUGUCUCUCAUCAGCCAGGUGAAGGGAUAUCUACAAGUUCAAAGCUUCCCAAAUGGAGAUGAUAGGUCUUAUGUCCCAGAGAGUUUCAAGUGUGGCUUAGAUCGGCCUAUCUUGCAUGGGCACGUGGAUUUCCAACAAAUUCUUGAAACCUAUUCCCAGCACCAUACUUCCGUGUGCGAGGUCUUUGAAAGCACUUGUGGGAACAGCAAAAGCAACCAGAGAGACACAAAAACAGACGUCUGCAUCACCACUCUGAAGACAGAAACAAACACCGCAGAGACUGUGGGUGCUUCUCUAGAGAAAGUGGGCUCCCAAGACAGCAAGAGUACAGCUUCUUCCAAGAUGUCUAAGAAAGAUCAGGAGACAUCCCAAAGUGAAAGGAGGAGAAGCUGGAUCCAUUCUGAGGCAUUUCGAGCCUCCCUGGAUCAAGGCAUGGGGACUGAGACUGAGCCACCAAACCACGGCAACGGCAGGGUAGGUGUUCCCAGCAAGUCCCUGAGAGACGGCUCUAGCUCCAGUUCUUGGAGCAGGCUGUCAGGGCUCAGCUCUUCUGCAAGCUGGGAGGAAGUGAACUGUGCUGUUCAGGAUACAGUAAGGGAGGGGUCUGGCCAAGAAGAACACCUUGUGGACACUCAGUGCUCCACGGCAGUAUCUGAGGAGCCCAAGAGGGACAGAAGCUGCGGCGCUACGUAUUUGUUGUUUUCAAAGCUCCACGGUGUCUCUCUUCAGACAACUGAAGAUCACAACUUAGAGUCUUCACAAAGUCAGUUACACAGUCAGGCGCCCAUCCUUCCUCUCGACACAACAGACGCUUGUUUGGCCUCAGGUGCAGGGCUGGUAGAAACCCCUGGAGGGUCUAACAGUGCUUCUCUUCAGUCCAGUCAUUCGUGUGGUUCUGAUUCCUGGUCCUUGUCUAGUUCAGGCAGGUCCAAGGAUAUGACCACGAAUCCUUCAGUUCAAGAAGAAGAACCCUCUGGAAUUUCUGGUGAUUUCCCAGAAUCCAAGUAUGACUUUAAAAACUGGCACAGAGAAAAGAAUGGGGGGAAACUCACUGAAAUAUGCACGGGGCCUGAAUUAACAUUUGCCCCCUCCUCGGUCGACCCGGAAGGAGAGACAGCAGAAAGCACAAAUGUUGGACCUUCACCCUCUCAGGUAGCCCUAGGAUGUUUAGAAGGCAGCCAUUCAGUGUCUGCAUGUAGGACUUCAUUUCCGGAUGGGUCUGUUCAAAAUGCUGACUCAGCAAAAACUGGCUGCUCCGGCAAGGACCAGACUGUUGACCCUGAUGCCUCUACGGUGGGUGAGGAGGGCCAAAUGCUCGACAGCACAGAGGUCCACUCCAUUAGCCAAGGUGGCGCUCACAGACCAUGUGCUUUGAGGUCCGGUCAGAGCAAUGAGGGACCCAAGUCCUUUGUAAACGGCUACGGUCCCUCCCCAAUCUUUGAUGAGGACCUCAGCACCACAGAGGAUGGAAAGGAGCUCGGGAGCAUGCUGAAGAGCAGCCAGAACUCAAGCUCAUGCUCACCAUGGUGGCUAAAAUCACCGGCCUUGUCCCGCAGUUCUUCUGAGGGGGAAAGCUCUUGGUCUCUGCUGAACUCCAGCAGAAGUUCCUUCGUCUCACUGACAGGACAGGACAGGCAAGAGAUCCUUGAGGCUCGAACCCUACAACCUGAUGACCUUGAAAAACUUCUAGCGGGUGUGAGGCAUGAUUGGCUGCUUCAGAGGCUGGAGAAUACAGGAGUUUUGAAGUCCAAUCAACUCCAACAGGCCCACAGUGCCCUUCUGCUAAAAUAUUCCAAAAAGUCCGAGUUGUGGACAGCCCAGGAAACCGUGGUGUAUCUGGGAGACUACCUGAAAGUGAAGAAGAAGGGCAAACAGCGAAAUGCAUUUUGGGUCCACUAUCUCCAUCAAGAGGAGACCCUCGGGAGAUACGUUGGGAAAGAAUACAAAGAGCGGAAGGGGCUCCGGUACCACUUCACCGAUGUGGAGCGGCAGAUGACAGCCCAGCACUAUGUGACAGAGUUUAACAAGAGACUCUAUGAGCAAAAAAUUCCAACGCAGAUAUUCUACAUCCCAUCUACAAUAUUGCUGAUUUUGGAAGACAGGACCAUAAAGGGAUGCAUCAGUGUGGAGCCUUACAUACUGGGAGACUUCGUCAAGUUAUCGAAUAACACCAAAGUAGUCAAAACUGAGUACAAAGCCACAGAAUAUGGCUUGGCCUAUGGCCAUUUUUCUUAUGAGUUUUCUAACCAUAGAGAUGUUGUGGUUGACUUACAAGGUUGGGUCACUGGUAAUGGAAAAGGCCUCAUCUAUCUUACAGAUCCUCAGAUUCACUCUGUAGAUAAGAAAGACGUCACCACAAACUUUGGAAAGCGGGGGAUAUUUUACUUCUUUAAUAACCAACAUGCAAGCUGUAAUGAAAUAUGCCAUCGUCUUUCUCUGACUAGACCUUCACUAGAGCAAACAAGUAAGAUGUAGACUGUGGGCUGGGAGCUUGACAGGCCUUCGGGAGCCUAGCAUCAGAUCUGCCUCUUUCCAGGCAUGCAGAGCAAGGCACAUAUUGACGUAUUGAUCGACUGGGCCAACGGAUGAUUCAGGCCAUUGACUUACGAGAGGAAUUCACAAGUGUCGAAUUCAGGCCUACACUUGAUUUCCAGGACAAGAUCCUGCAGACCUUGUUCCCUCUAACACAGGAACAUUUCUGGAGACUGUCCUAUGCUCUACAGUUGUAUAGGAUGUUCGAGGUCCUGAGUUGUAAUGAAGACAACAUGGAAAAGGGCCCCAACUAACCCACAAUGGAUCCAAACCUCAGCUGAAAACAAACUGCUGUCACUGCUGUUGUUGUUUAGUAUUUGGUUUGUUUUUUUGUCUGUUUGGAGAGUAGUUAUCUGUUAAAACUGAUACCGUUUUCCUAUUGAGAGUUCUUUGUAAAUUUAAAACACCCAGACUGCUAAAAAGAUUUUGAUUUCUGUUUCUCUUUUAACAAUUGCCUUUUUGUAAAGCUGUUAUCCAUACA